Molecule: messenger RNA, 2100 nt
Organism: Brenthis ino (lesser marbled fritillary)
Lineage: Eukaryota; Metazoa; Arthropoda; Insecta; Lepidoptera; Nymphalidae
Source: the annotation of a GenBank genome assembly
AUGAACUCUGCUUUAAAACCAGUGCUACCCCAGCCAGGGGUGCCCCAGCCUGGCGGUCAGGCGAGUCCCGCCAAGGGAAACGUUGCGAGCGCGAAUCACGCUGUAGGACUGCCGCAGGGCGCUCAAAACUCUUUGCAUCACGGAUCCAAUAAUCUGGUUGGCCAGAAUCUUACACAUCACGCCGUAAAUAUACCUCCACUGCCGUCCCACGCGGUGCCGUCCAUGGCUCCCGUGUCUGCCAACAUGGCCCAGAUGGCACAAAACAUGAGCCACCACGGAAACUUGUCACAUAUAACACAAAAUUCGAUCACUCCAGCAAAUGUUGCCGCUAGCCCUAGUAAAAGUGCAACCACCAGUGCUCCUCUCAGUUUAGUUCAAGACAAAGCAUCAACAACCACAUCUCAACCUUUAGCAUUAACUAGAACACCUGAGAAAAAAGAGCCAGAUUCAACAGGCCCAGCCAAUGGCACUAUUGAUUCACCUAAAUCAGGAUCAAAUACACCUGCCACAUUAAAACCUCAGAACCCUGAAUCAAAACAGGAAAAGCAGGAUAUUGCUAAAACAUCACCUAGCACACCAAAGCCUCCUGAAAAAGUAGCUAGCACUCCUACUACUCCACAAAAGCCUGAAACAUCAAAUCCUGUCAAUCGGGCUGACAGCCCCUCACAGCCUAAAGUAGCUACAGCUAAUGAAGUACCAGAAAAAUCACCAUCAAAACCCACAGAACCUAAGCCAGCACCUGAUGCAGAUGUAGCACCUACACAAAGUGAUAGUAAACCUGUGCCAGAAUCUGCUAAUGAAAAUCAAAAUCAAGAAAAACCUUCCCCGCAGAAAGAACCUGAACCAGUCAAACCUGAACCGGUUAAAGAAGAGAAGGAAGAAGUGACAGAAAAACCUGUUCAACCUGAGGAGAAAAAGGAAGAAAAAGAAGAGUCUCCAAAGCUAGAAGAGCAAGAACCACAAACAACAAAAGAAGAAUUAAAAGUUGAAGAUAAAAAAUUAGAUGUGAAAACACCAAUUAAAUCCGAAUUAAAAGUAACUCCAAAAUCAACAUUAAAAUUGGCUACAGUGACUCCUCCAAUGAGGAAAAGACGGCAGGCUUCAGAGAAAGUGGAUGGACCAACUCCUGCAAAGAGGCAACCUGAAGGUGAUGCCACACCAGACACAAGAACUAAAAGGAAUCGGACAAAGGUACAACUAUAUCAGUCUCCGACACCGGAAAUAGCGAUGGCUACUAAGCUGUCGGCCUCAGCGGGACGGUCCACACCGACCAAACAAAAUGACGACAAACUGAUCGUCUUUUACAAGAAUGAAUAUCUGGCGGUGCGUAAUGCCGAGGGAGGUUUCUACGUGUGCCAAGCUCUACAAAACGUGUAUAGAACUACGCGCAAAAUCAAAAUACGUUGGCUGUCUCAGGAUAAGUCUGACUCAACCGGAGAGACAUACAAGCCCGACUUUUAUGAUGUCACAGAUAUGGAGUGCGUGCUGACGACGCUGUCGCUGGCGCGGGGCGCGGGCGGCGGCGGGGGCGGCGGUGCGCUGCGGCUGCGCGCGGGCGAGCACGCGCGCGCCGCCUCCAUCCUGCAGCGCGCGCUGCGCGCCGAGGCGGGCGGCGGCUGCCUGCCGCUCACAGAGGAGCACCCCGACGGACUGGACCUAUCGCUAUACACGGACGAAUCGCAGCUCGACAAGAAGUCGCGUAAACGUAAUAGUUCGAAGAGCUCGCGGAGCGCGGACACUAGCGAGACUGCGAAAGAAGAGGUGACGCCUAUCAAAAAAACGCGGACACCAAAGCGCAGUCCGAAAAGCGUAACCAAACCAAAAGCCAAGCGGCAAGGUAGUACGCCCACUGUGGCGCCCUCUAGCAAGGUAGGCAUAGUACGACGGAUAUAUAGAAAUACCGCAACGGCACUAACGGAAAAGGCUAAGGCGAAAACGCCCGGGAAGCGAACCCCCGUCAAGCCUACAAAAGUUGAAACACCAGUGACUACUCCCAGAAAGGGACGGCGUACUGCGAAAGAAAACAAACCAUCACCAAUGGUGCCCACGCCGUCCACAUCUACCGGCAAAACCAGUCGCACUCGCCGCCCUAUAAAGAAA